CGUUCGGCCCGAUCCAUGGGAUGAUGAGAGUCACGAGAGUUGCGAGAUCGCAUGCAGCACGGGCUUUCAAAUCCCACGUCGUCGCCAUAUAUGUAUAUAAAAUCAGAAGGUUCGUGGUCUGGAGUAGCAGACAUUUUCUCUCGUUUUCGAAGGAGGGAGAAGAGGGACAUGGGUGUUGAUCAGAGAGACGAGAGCAGGAGCAGCACGACCGCAAAGAAGAGAUCGUGCGAUGCCAUGGCCAAGAUCGGGAGCGGCUGUGCGACGGCGACGAUGGCCAGGAAGACCGGUAGGAAAAUUCUUCCCGAGGAUGAGGACUACAUAGAGUUCUGUUUCAGAGAGGACGGCGCGUUCCACGUCAUCAAGGAUAACCAGGACAAGUCAUCGGCGUCGGCAUCGGCGUCGGCGUCGGCUCAGCUCGAUGGCGUGAAUUCGACUGCUCCAAUUCCGAGGCCCGUCGACCGGAAACUCGAUCAUAGCAAGAUCGAAACGGUAAGGAACGAAGUCGUCGAGCAUUCUCGGUCUAAAGAUGAAGGGAAUGGAUCGAGAGGCAACGGGCAAUGCACAAGCUCGAAUAAGAAGGAGAAGAAAGGAGGAGUCAGCCGCGCCGGGAAGGAGACGACGGAGCGGACGGACUCCACCAAAUCAGACGGCAGCGGCCGCGGCUCUUUCUCCUUCCCCGCGUUGAGGGUGGAGUGGACGGGAAGUCCGGUGCAAAUGCCAAGGCCGGCGGCAAAGGAGGGAUUGCCGUACUUGAAGAAGCAGAGAGUUCCGCGAGUCCGAGUCCGCUUUCAGUGCUGUAGAUUCUGAGAAGUCGGCCGUUCGUGCAAUUUAUCUUCUUUUCUCUUUGAUUUUCCUUUUCCUUUCUUAGCUUUUUCUCUUGUUUUGUUUCCGUUUUUCAAUUCGGAAUUUAGGAGAUUCAACUGAGCAUUAGAAAUAUUAUCCCGGCAAGGGUCACAUUGGAAUUUCAAGCAAGUUCUAUCUCAAUGUCUC
This is a messenger RNA of Eucalyptus grandis, 990 nucleotides long. Its product is annotated as protein BREAKING OF ASYMMETRY IN THE STOMATAL LINEAGE. The transcript is spliced from 4 exons. The record is from RefSeq and is a predicted model, not a curated record. The coding region runs from base 52 to 807 and encodes 251 amino acids. Gene Ontology annotation, biological process: regulation of asymmetric cell division. Lineage: Eukaryota; Viridiplantae; Streptophyta; Magnoliopsida; Myrtales; Myrtaceae.